CGCGCACGCGUUGUUUUUACAACAUGUCUGCGCCCUUGAGAACACAUGAAAAUAGUAGACUGAGCCAAAUACUGCAGUUAAUUUAGCCGCUACAGAAUGCAUCAUUGACAGUACAUAAAUAUUUUCAAAUGGCUCAUUUCACUCUCAGGUUCCAGUCAACAGUUGUGGUCUUUAUUCUUGGUUUUGAGGAAUACCCAUGAACAGGAGUAGGUCGAUUAUGCUACUUUAUGGUAAGUGUGGGUUCGAUCGGAUUACGAGAUGCUUUCUGAGUCGGGUCUCUGACACCUGUCAUGCUCCCUGCCUACAAAGACUGUACCACAAACAUUUAUGUGCAAGGCAGCAAACGAACAGAAAUUCACCUCACACUCUCUCGAUGUUUGGGCACAUGAUAACGCUUCGUGGUUUUCAUGUAACUCAGUCAGUGUUCCUGUCGAAGAUUUUAUCAGUGGAGGAAAUAUUUUCCAAGCCAUCGUUGCAGGAAUACUUGAAGAAAAUGGAAGAUGAGUACGAGGCUAGUUUGAAAAUCAUAAACACGAUGGAAGAUCAAAGUCAUGGCGAGGAGGAACUAAGUCAGAAGAGGAUCCGAGUCUCGGUUUUAACGCCGUUGGUCCAACAAAUCAGAGACCUCAAAUUAAAACAGAAAGAGUUUGAAGAAACCGAGGCUUUACUUAAGGACAAUGACCCAGAAUUACGUGAAUUGGCAGAAAUGGAAAGAGAUUCUUGCCAGACUGCUAUUCAAGACCUGAGACAAACGAUCCUGUCUCUCAUCAUUCCUGCCGAGGAAUCAGACAUGAGUGAUCUAGUCCUUGAAGUCACGGCUGGGGUUGGAGGACAGGAGGCAAUGCUCUUUACAUCAGAAAUGUUUGACAUGUACCAGAGCUUUGCUGCCUUCCAAGGAUGGGGAUUUGAUGUACUGGAGUACACAUCCAGCGAAAUAGGUGGAUUGAGACAUGGGAGUGCCAGUAUUAGUGGGCCCUUGAGCUAUAAGAAGAUGAAGUUUGAAGCUGGAGUCCACCGCGUGCAAAGGGUCCCCAAAACUGAGAAACAGGGCCGCAUGCACACCAGUACAAUGACCGUUGCAAUUCUCCCUCAGCCUACAGAGAUCACAUUUACCAUUCAGGCAAAAGAUCUCAGAAUUGAGACAAAGAGAGCAAGUGGUGCAGGUGGACAGCAUGUCAACACAACAGACAGUGCUGUACGAAUCGUCCAUAUCCCCACAGGAGUGGUAUCUGAGUGUCAGCAGGAACGGUCCCAGAUAAAGAAUAAAGAAACUGCCAUGAAGGUGCUCCGAGCCAAGCUUUACAGCAUGAAACUGGAGGAAGAGACAAGUAAAAGAUACCAGACACGUAAACUACAGAUUGGAAGCAAAGGGAGAUCAGAAAAGAUCAGAACCUACAAUUUUUCACAAGAUCGCGUCACGGAUCAUCGUAUUGGGAAAACGAUGCAUGAUGUCCGAGGAUUUAUCUUGGGAGAGGAUUUAUUAGAAGAAAUGAGCGUGUGUCUGCAACAGUUCUCUCAACAAGAAAUCCUUCUGGACCUUUUGGGGGACAGUGAGAGCUAACCUGACUCGUCACCUGACGUUUUCUAUUAUUUUCUCCGUGGACUCGUUUAGUGGUCGUCCCGCCAAAUGUUUUUGACUGCUUUGAUUUCCGGUAAUGCACGGAUUUAAAACUAUUCGUUUUAAAACACAGGCAUCGAGGCACCGUGCCUAUCUAUGUCUAUGACAUAAUGCAUGUUAAUGUGUUGUGUCUUUAUGCAAGAAGCUGUUGAAAUGCAACUGAUAAAUAAAAAUAAUGUUUCAAUCGA
Alosa alosa (allis shad) is the source of this 1806-nucleotide messenger RNA. RefSeq names its product mitochondrial translational release factor 1-like (gene mtrf1l). Gene Ontology annotation, molecular function: translation release factor activity. The record is from RefSeq and is a predicted model, not a curated record. The transcript has 7 exons. NCBI's taxonomy places the organism in Eukaryota, Metazoa, Chordata, Actinopteri, Clupeiformes, Clupeidae. Gene Ontology annotation, biological process: translational termination. The coding region runs from base 197 to 1561 and encodes 454 amino acids.